CAUCGCUAAGUCUUGGCGUGUGGUGGAUUGUGCGACUCGAGCUUAAAAUGUUCACUGCGACGGCUUCUCAGUUGAGUCUUGGUCAAAGCCAGCUGCUUCACUGCCGCUCAUAUUCUCAAGCAAUAUGAUGCACAAUUUCGGUCUGGGAACAUGGUUUUGCCUGCUGUUUCUGUCGCCACUGUUGGGCAUCCGUUUAAAGCCCUGCGAAUUGGCUGGGCAACUUUACAUAUUGGAUGUGCCGAAAGAGGAAUUGGCCAAGUGGCUGUGCAUAGCCGAUUUUGAGAGUCGCUUCAACACGCACGUUGUGGGGCAAAGCAAUGCGGAUGGCUCCAAGGACUACGGCCUCUUCCAGAUCAGUGAUCGAUAUUGGUGUGCUCCGCCCUCAAACACGUCUUACUACGCCUUCAACGGGUGCAACAUCAAUUGCAACGAGCUGCUCAUCGACGAUAUCACAGCGGCAGUUCGUUGUGCUCAACUUAUCAGAAAGCAACAGGGCUGGACGGCUUGGUCGGUAUUCCCUCAGUUCUGCAACGGAACACUUGUCGACCCGGACCAGUGCUUCCAAAACGACCAAAGCGACCGCAGUCAAUCUAAUUCCACUGAAAUCCCAGAUAAUGCAACGGGUUCAACUACAGAGACAAGCAUGGAGGAGAAUACGACGAUUGUCGCGAAGGAAAUGGAAUGAGAUUAUUAUUAUUAUUGUAGCAUUAUGAUAUCAUAAGCAUAUUUAUAUUUUUAAUUUGCAUAAUUACACCAGAACAUUAAACUAUAGAUAGAAGCAUGUGUUGGUUUUUUUUUUUAUUAAUCAUAUGUUGAUAAGGCAAAAAAAGCAGUUUCUGUUGCUGUUUACUCUAUAACUUAAUG
Drosophila nasuta is the source of this 864-nucleotide messenger RNA. RefSeq names its product lysozyme B. The transcript has a single exon. Bases 125 to 685 code for a protein of 186 amino acids. Lineage: Eukaryota; Metazoa; Arthropoda; Insecta; Diptera; Drosophilidae. The record is from RefSeq and is a predicted model, not a curated record. Gene Ontology annotation, molecular function: lysozyme activity.